ACUCUCCGCCGCCGCAUUUUCCCCCAACCAAAAACUAAACCCCAACCGAACCGAACCCUCCCCUCUCCGAGAAGAGAAAUGCCUCUCCUGCCCAGGCGGCCGGCGGCGCUCUACGUCCCGGUGCGGGGGCUCCUCGAGGCCCGCGUGCCGUGGGGACGGGACCGCGCGCUCGACCACGUCGUGGAGCGGGAGCGCCACCUGGUGCCGUUCCUCCUCACCAAGGACGCGCUCCUCACCGCCGCGCCGCCGCCGCACGCCGUGCCGCUCCACGCGCUGCCUUCCUCCAUCCCGUUCCCCUUCCGCCCGCUGCGCUUCCUCCGCCUCUACGGCUCUGCCUUCGAGCUCUCGCCGCACCCGGUUGCCGUCUCGCCGACCCACAGGCUCGCCGCGCUGCACCUCGACGAGGCGCAGGCCAUUGACUCCACCCGCGCCGACGCCGCCGACCGCCUGCUACGCCUCCUCAUGCUCGCGCCCUCCCGCGCGCUCCCGCUCCACCUCGUCGCGCGCAUCCGCCUCGACCUCGGCCUCCCCUCCGAUUUCCCACGCUCGCUCCUCCCGCACUACCCGGACUACUUCGCGCUCUCCAGCGACGGCCGCCUCCUCGAGCUCGUCUGCUACCGGAAGGACCUCGCCGUGUCGGACGUGCAGUCCUACGCCCAGAGAACCGGCGGGUACAAGGUCGGCGACCCUAUUGCGUUCCAGCUCUCGUUUCCCCGUGGGUUUGAGCUCGACAAGAACGUUCGCAAGUGGCUAGACGAGUGGCAGAGGCUGCCGUACAUCUCGCCCUAUGAAGACGGUUCACACCUGGCUCCGAGGAGUGACAUCACGGAGAAGAGGACCGUGGCGGUGCUGCAUGAGGUGCUCAGCCUGACGGUUGGGAAGAAGAUGGAGAAGGAGGUUUUGGUCAAGCUUGGGGAGGCUCUACGCCUACCACCGGGUUUCAGGAAGGUGAUUGCGAGGCAUCCAGGAAUUUUCUACUUGUCGCAUAAGCUGAGGACACAAACGGUGGUGCUCCGGGAAGCCUACCGGAGGCAUAUGUUGAUGAUCAAGCACCCAAUAAUGGGGGUAAGGUAUCAGUACCUGCAUUUGAUGCAUAUGGGGAAGGAGGAAGCGGGGAAGGCUAAGGGAAAGGAGAGGAAGACAAUGCGUGGCGAACAAACUAUAGGGGAUGAGUAUGGUGCAGAUGGGGAAAAUGAUGAAGAUGAGGAUGGGUACGAUGAUGAAGAGGAUGAGGAAGAUGAGGGGGAGAACGUAGAAGCCGGUGUUGCUUCAGAGGAUGAGGAGAGCGAUGAUGAGGGUGCCGAGAACAUUGGUCAUCCUGCAGAUGGAGAAACUGGAGAACCGCAGCCAGAGACAUCAGGAAGGAUACAGGUCGCAAACUGAACCUAGAACCCAUAUCAUAGCUGUUCUUCUGUUGUUAGUGGCAUGUGCUUUUGAGUUGCAUCAAUAGGCAUGAAAACACAGCAACAGAAUGUACAAUCAACUUCUAUAACAGGUAUAGAACCUACUAGAAGAUGUAGCUUAUUUUUGUUUAACUGAAUGUCAAGUAGCUGGUGAUUGUGAAGCGAAAUCAUUCUUGUUGUACCACAAUGGCUUCACAUGAAUUAUUUAUAUAUAUCUUAGGAUUUUGGUUAUAUUACUCGUUAAUUGGCUUAUAGCUUCUUUUCUUCAA
Brachypodium distachyon (stiff brome) is the source of this 1672-nucleotide messenger RNA. Its product is annotated as protein WHAT'S THIS FACTOR 1 homolog. Gene Ontology annotation, molecular function: RNA binding. The record is from RefSeq and is a predicted model, not a curated record. Lineage: Eukaryota; Viridiplantae; Streptophyta; Magnoliopsida; Poales; Poaceae. The coding region runs from base 79 to 1383 and encodes 434 amino acids. The transcript has a single exon.